Striga hermonthica is the source of this 627-nucleotide messenger RNA. NCBI's taxonomy places the organism in Eukaryota, Viridiplantae, Streptophyta, Magnoliopsida, Lamiales, Orobanchaceae. The record is from the annotation of a GenBank genome assembly.
AUGACAAAAUAUCAAAAUGACGGAUUUGCCCUCCCUAUUGUCUAUCAAGAUCUGCUGAAAUUGUGGCUUCGUCAUCAUAUUUCAAAUCUCUUGCCUAAGGUUGACGAAGAAGCCAUUACUGUGGAUGCCGGCGAGGAUAAAUCGAUCCAGAAGAUGAGUGACUCUACCACCUCGUCUUGGAGGUCAUUUUGUUCUACAAAUUCUCGAAGCUCCGGAGGCAUGAACCCCACAUGCCGCCAUGGCGUGGAAGCCGAAUUGCUAACAUCUCAAACAGACCAGAACCCAGCGAGGAGGUUCUACCGUUGCAGUCUCCCAAAGGACCAAGACUGUCGAUUUUUCGUUUGGUUGGAUGCUGAACUCCCACCUUAUCAGAAAGGGUGUUAUUUGAAGUUGAAAAGUCAAAAUAAGUCCCUUGAAGAGCAAUUGAGAUGCAAACAAGUCAUGGAGAAACUAUUGGCUGAACGAUUAGAAAUGAAGGUUAAGGAGAUGGAUUUGCUGAAAAUCGAGAUUGAUGAAUUGGAGAAGAAGGUUAAGGAAUGUACUGAAAAUCUAAGGAAAGCAAGGAAAAUGUUAUUCUGUUUCUGUGCCAUGGUUCUUGUACUUUGUAGUUGGUUGAUGAUUCCUUGA